Porites lobata is the source of this 510-nucleotide messenger RNA. The record is from the annotation of a GenBank genome assembly. Lineage: Eukaryota; Metazoa; Cnidaria; Anthozoa; Scleractinia; Poritidae.
AUGGUUGAGGAAGUGUUUGGUUUGGAAGCUUGUGUUAUUACAGAGCAGAACUUGAUUCAUGUUGCUGAUAAUAUAUUCCAUUUUUCAUCACCAGAUAAUUAUUGGGUUUUUGACCUACAAAGAGCUGUUAAAAGGUAUGUUAACCAGUCAACAAAUCAUCGCAACAUCGAGAAGACAUACAGUGACAAUGAAACAAGGAGAGAAGUUCUUCAGAAUUUGGACAUUUCGAGAAAAGGAAAAAAUGCAACUGUUUUAACACAAAAGGAAAUUGAUUCAGCCAUCAAAAUGAGACAGGUUUCCUCAUUAAGUAAAGGCAACUAUCUGAUUGCUCAGGCACAUGACAGUUUGACUGAUAUUCAAGGUGGAAUACUCAUUGGUAGUGAAAACAAAGGAUUUCAAGAAAUUUCUGAAUCUCAAAGACAUGAAAUUUUGCAGGACAUUAGAGAUUGUGGAGCAGAAAUCGAAUAUUGCUCUUCUCUUUCUGCCACUAAAAGAUGUAAAAGCUUUUGA